AUUUUAAUGAUAAACAAUUUAUUUUCCAUUUUUGACCCAUCAACAUCUCAAAGAUUUAAUUUUAACUGAUUAAGUUUAGUAAUUUGAAUAUUUAUUAUCCCUCAAGAAUUUUGAGCAUCAUCUUCAUUUUUUCUAAUUUCUUGAAAAAUUCUAAGAAAAAAAUUUUUUCAAGAAAUUAGAAAUAACAUAAAGUUAAAUAAAUUUAAAAAUUGUUUAUUUAUUUUUUCCAUUUUUUUUUUUAUUAUAGAAAGAAAUUUUUUAGGAUUAAUUCCUUAUGUCUUUACUUCAUCAAGUCAUUUAGUAUUUACAAUAUUUUUUGCAUUUCCUUUUUGAAUAACUUUUAUUUUUUUUUCUUUAAUUAAUAAAUUUAAUAUAAUAAUAGCUCAUCUAGUGCCAUUAGGAUCCCCUAUAAUACUAAGAUUUUUUAUAGUAAUUAUUGAAACUGUAAGAAAUUUAAUUCGACCGAUUACUCUUUCUGUUCGUCUAGCUGCUAAUAUAAUUAGAGGUCAUCUUUUAAUUCAUUUACUUUCUUCUAUUACAAUUUUUAGAAAAAUAUUAUUCCUAUUAACAAUUCCUUUAAUAAUAACUCUUUUAAUUUUAGAAACAGCUGUUGCUUUUAUUCAAGCAUUUGUAUUUGCAAUUUUAAUUAGCCUUUACAUUAAUGAAAGAUAA
Rhipicephalus microplus (southern cattle tick) is the source of this 672-nucleotide messenger RNA. Lineage: Eukaryota; Metazoa; Arthropoda; Arachnida; Ixodida; Ixodidae. The record is from the annotation of a RefSeq genome assembly.